This is a messenger RNA of Poecilia latipinna (sailfin molly), 2725 nucleotides long. Its product is annotated as inhibin beta B chain. The record is from RefSeq and is a predicted model, not a curated record. Bases 26 to 1150 code for a protein of 374 amino acids. The transcript has 2 exons. Gene Ontology annotation, cellular component: extracellular region. Gene Ontology annotation, molecular function: cytokine activity; growth factor activity; hormone activity. NCBI's taxonomy places the organism in Eukaryota, Metazoa, Chordata, Actinopteri, Cyprinodontiformes, Poeciliidae.
GCAAAACUUUUCUUUAUGCUGGAGGAUGACGCCGUCUUUUUCACUUAUUUCACUGCUGCUACUGGCAACUUUGCUGCUGAAGGGGCUCCGGGUCAGCGGCUCCCCAGCCUGCGCGUCCUGUGGCUUACCGGCAAUGGAGAAAGACGCAGAAGAGAAGAUGAUGAUAGAGUUCGCCAAACAGCAACUUUUGGAAAAGCUCCACCUGAAAGAGAGACCGAACAUCACUCAGACGGUGCCAAAAGUGGCGCUUCUAACUGCGCUGCGCAAGCUGCACUCGGGACGCGUCAGACAGGAUGGUACCCUUGAACUAGAAAACAGUUUACCUACCAAAGAUCAAGGCUAUGAAAUAGUGAGCUUUGCAGAUAUAAAUGAUUCAGACAGCGGUGACAAGGCCAGCCUUAGCCUUACCUUUCAGUUUCUGCAGGAACGGGGCAAGAGCAUCCAGGUCCUUCAGUCCUCUCUGUGGAUUUAUGCCAAAUCGUCUGAAGAUCCUCACCGGAGCUCCCGCCUCCUUGCCCAGCUCUUCCUCUCAGCAGAUGAAGAGACUUCAGGCUCUAAUCGCACCCUGGUGAUAGAAAAGAUGCUGGAGGUUAAGGAGAACAACUGGCAUACCUUCCCCAUCACCCACACGCUGCAGACCUUUCUGGACGGAGGUCAGCGGCGACUCCGGCUUGAGGUCAGCUGCGAAGAGGGUGAAAGGAACCUUUGCUCCUUUAAUAGCUCGACUGACAAAGCAAACCAGCCCUUCAUGGUGGCCCAGGUGCGUCUGAAUGAUGACCACUCCAAGCACUUAAUCAGAAAGCGAUCACUGCGCUGCGGAGAUGAGGUGACGGUGUGCUGCAAGAAAGACUUCUACAUCAAGUUUAAAGAUAUCCAGUGGGAUGAGUGGAUCAUUGCACCUGAAGGCUACCACAUGAACUACUGCAUGGGUCAGUGCCCCCAGCAUCUAGCCGGCUCCCCGGGCAUAGCAUCCUCAUUUCAUGCUACGGUCUUCAGCCAGCUUAAAGUCAAUGGCAUCAACACAGCCACAGCUUCAUGCUGCAUCCCCACCGAGCGCCGGCCUCUGUCCAUGGUCUACUUCAACUCUCAGCACAGCAUCGUCAAAACAGACGUCCCCGACAUGAUAGUUGAGUCCUGCGGAUGCACAUAAGCAAUACCAUUAGAGGCAAUCUGAAAUAAGCAGAUAUUAAAGACUGAAAAAUUAAAGGGGGAUGUUUGCUUUGGACAGCCUACAGUAGUAGGAGAUUUUCACACGUGGCUAAAAUAGAACACGAUAAAUAUAACCAAAGACACUGAAUGCCUAUAUUGUAACGUUUCCGUGUACUUUUUAAAACUGAAUCGCUGUGUAUAAAUUAUGGUAUUAUUAGUAAUUGUUCUAGAGAUUUUAAAAAACAAAAUGCUUUGUCAAAGGGUUUACAGAAAAGUUUUUAGUUUUUUUUUUUUUUAAAUACAAAUAAAAAAAGAUUUAUAUUUGCAGAAUUGGAAUAUUGUUUUAAAGUUAGAUAGAACAACAAUAAAUAGUACUUCAGAGACAUUGAUUGGGUAAAACAAAUCAGAUUGAUUUAAAAUGUUCUUUUUUGUUGUUGUUUUGUUUAAUAGACUCAGUAAAUUAUCUUUUUUUUAUCUGUUGCCUGCAGUAAAAAAAAAAAGAAGAAAAAUGGAAAUCUACAAUAUAAUUUCCAAAAAUUGAGGCAGGGGCAUGUAAUACAAUUUUUAUUUUUAUCUCUGCACCAUUUCAUUUUUAUUUUUUUCUUAUUUAGUUGUUUGUUUUGUUUUUGUUUAUGUGCUUUAUGUUUUUUUUUUUCUAUUUACUGCUUUUCAGGCCUGGAUUGUAGGCCGACUAGUUAAGAUACCACAUUCCUUUAGAAAUCUUUAUUUUAUUGCUUAUGUCUUCAACUCCUUGCAUCCUCUUAGGGUGUGAAGAGACAGCUAGCUAUUUGGUUGUGUUCUUUAUAUUCAAGCACUGAUGGCAAAAUAUGUUCACUUUUUUUCUAAAUGCAUAUUGAAGUCUUGCAGGGAUUUUGAACACAUUUAAGACAAUUUCAAGGAUCUCUCUGUAGAUUUAUGAAAUGUGAAAUCCCACCAUUGAAAAGACUAAAUCAAAAAUAUGCUUUACAUUUGUAUGCAUAGAUAUCUAGAUACAUACAUAGAUGUAGAGGUGACUGUGGGCAGCCAGUCGCAACAUGCAUUUGAAAUAUGUUUGAACAACAAUUUCACUGUAUUCUUUACACAAGUUUCUAAUGAGCUGGGUGGCUUCGACAGUUUAUGAACCCAUGGUCAUUUCUCAGCAGCAUGAGCAAACAUUUAGCUAUUGCCUCAGUGUCUGCUCAUGUGAAGGUCUGUGAGGCAGGUGGGUCAAUGAGCAUGUGCUGAUGCACGUUGGCAAUUAUAGCCUUCAAAGUCUAAAGUUUUCAGGGCUGAUGUAAAUUUAGUAUCUUUCCAGUAAUAGAUAAUAAAGCUGUCUCUGUUUGCUAGAACAUCUUAUUAGCUCUAGAAUCCCCUCUUUUGAUAUUAGCAUUGUUUUUUUGGUUAUUGAACCAGAAUAGUCAUAUUUGGAAAAUGUAUGGUGUGAUGUUUAAAAUUAUUAACAACCUCAAUGGGAAUAGUUUAAUUUCAAGCACGGUGGUGGUCAAAUUGCUUGUUAUGGUAUAUGAGCACACAUUUUCAUUUAUUGUUCAUUCAUCGUUUGCCUUAUUUUGCAAUUUUCAAAUGGGUAAGUGAGAGG